CGCGCUUGUGGCGCCUAUUAAUCAUUUACCAGUCCAGAGCUGCGCCAGUUAAUGGCUGUGCCGUGCUGGGCUCCAGCCCCUCGGCCGCGUCUCCCCAAGCUCCCGCGUGCCCAGACUCCCCGGAGCGGCCAGAAGCAGCGCGCAGGCAGCGGCGCGGCGAUGCGCCCCGCCGGCGCUGGUAGGAGCUGCUUUCUCAGCCACUGCUGCGGUCUACCCCGAGGCGCCAGGUGGCUGUGAGCUGCAGGCGACCGGCUGGGUGUCUAAAGAGGGCGCAGGCGGCGGGGGCGCGAGAAGAACGCCCUGGCGCCCGCGGCCCCACCGGCCCCCCUCGGCUGGGAUGUUCCCCAAUGGCACCGCCUCCUCUCCUUCCUCCUCUCCUAGCCCCAGCCCGGGCAGCUGCGGCGAAGGCGGCUGCAGCAGGGGCCCCGGGGCCGGCGCUGCGGACAGCAUGGAGGAGCCUGGGCGGAACGCGUCCCAGAACGGGACCUUAAGUGAGGGCCAGGGCAGCGCCAUCCUCAUCUCUUUCAUCUACUCCGUGGUGUGCCUGGUGGGGCUGUGUGGGAACUCCAUGGUCAUCUACGUGAUCCUGCGCUAUGCCAAGAUGAAGACGGCCACCAACAUCUACAUCCUGAACCUGGCGAUUGCCGACGAGCUGCUCAUGCUCAGCGUGCCCUUCCUGGUCACUUCCACUUUGUUGCGCCACUGGCCCUUCGGCGCCCUGCUCUGCCGCCUCGUGCUCAGUGUGGACGCGGUCAACAUGUUCACCAGCAUCUACUGUCUGACUGUGCUUAGCGUGGACCGCUAUGUGGCCGUGGUGCACCCCAUCAAAGCAGCCCGCUACCGCCGCCCCACCGUGGCCAAGGUGGUGAACCUGGGCGUGUGGGUGCUGUCCCUGCUUGUCAUCCUUCCCAUCGUGGUUUUCUCACGCACGGCUGCCAACAGCGACGGCACAGUGGCCUGCAACAUGCUCAUGCCUGAGCCUGCCCAGCGCUGGCUCGUGGGCUUCGUGUUGUACACAUUUCUCAUGGGUUUCCUGCUUCCCGUCGGGGCCAUCUGCCUGUGCUAUGUGCUCAUCAUCGCCAAGAUGCGCAUGGUGGCCCUCAAGGCCGGCUGGCAGCAGCGCAAGCGCUCGGAGCGCAAGAUCACCCUCAUGGUGAUGAUGGUGGUGAUGGUGUUUGUCAUCUGCUGGAUGCCUUUCUACGUGGUGCAGCUGGUCAACGUGUUCGCCGAGCAGGACGAUGCCACCGUGAGCCAGUUGUCAGUCAUCCUCGGCUACGCCAACAGCUGCGCCAACCCUAUCCUCUAUGGCUUCCUCUCGGACAACUUCAAGCGCUCUUUCCAGCGCAUCCUGUGCCUCAGCUGGAUGGACAACGCCGCGGAGGAGCCCGUCGACUACUAUGCCACCGCUCUCAAGAGCCGCGCCUACAGUGUGGAAGACUUCCAGCCAGAGAACCUGGAAUCUGGAGGCGUCUUUCGUAAUGGCACCUGCACUUCCCGGAUCACCACGCUUUGAGUCCCGGACCUGCGUGAAGAAAGGGGGAGAAGACUGGAUGGGAGGCGGAGUGUGCAGAGAUAUUAUCUGCAGCGGUGCCCCCGCGGUGCGGUGGGGAUACCCUGGGGCAGGGCUCCUCCGCCCCUGGGGUGGAAGGACCUAAGAAAGCCUAAGGAAGACCAAGGUAGAAUUGAGUUUUGCUUACAAAUUGGGAAGGCUUUCUGACCACCUUUUCCUCUGUUUCCCACUGUUGGCCUCUUCCUCCACUGUGCUUGCUGCUCCGCACCCCUGAGACCCCCACACCAGUAACUUCAGUCCUUCCAUCCCCACUAUCCCGCCGCCUGUGCAGAUCACCCAUUGAAUGCUGCCACCUCUGUCCGGUCUGCAGCCUCUCCAGCUGUUAUUUCUGUUUGUUUUAACUUAGCCUAGGUUGCAACUCAGAGUUUCCCCCCUGGGUGGGUUCCUAACUUGCCCGCAGCCCCGGCCAGACUCCCGCCUGGUGCUCCUCUCAGUGAUUCGGGAACUACCGCUCUCCUUUUGGGGAGCUUUACUUGAAGGCAAGUCGACUUAAGCGUGAACUAGGCAGACUUAAAACUUUGAGAGAAGUUGCACUCAGAAAUAAAUUGGGCAGCAUGCUUUAUUGGGAUCCGCCACAGCCCCCACUCCAUCCUGAGCAGAACCAGGUGCUUAGUAAGUUAAAACAGGUCUGCGGUUCGCACCCAGGCAGGCGCUAGGCAGUCCCACACCCUCACUCCUCUUGAAGCACAAAGGAGCUUGAGCACAAGCCUUUGUAGAGGAUCCCUGGCUGUCAAGGAGGCCAGUCUCCUUUCUAGCUCGGAAGUGCAGUGCUCUUUCAUUUCACAGCCCCUCCCCCAGAGCCUCUAAAACCCUGGGGCAAUGGGAGGGCACUUUCCCCAAGUUUCUGCUGAAGUGGACCAGACCUAAGAACAGCAGCACACUGGGUUUCCUGCUCCA
This is a messenger RNA of Octodon degus (degu), 2467 nucleotides long. RefSeq names its product somatostatin receptor 1 (gene Sstr1). Gene Ontology annotation, biological process: neuropeptide signaling pathway; cellular response to estradiol stimulus. Gene Ontology annotation, cellular component: neuron projection; membrane. The transcript has a single exon. Bases 338 to 1513 code for a protein of 391 amino acids. The record is from RefSeq and is a predicted model, not a curated record. Gene Ontology annotation, molecular function: somatostatin receptor activity; neuropeptide binding. NCBI's taxonomy places the organism in Eukaryota, Metazoa, Chordata, Mammalia, Rodentia, Octodontidae.